Molecule: messenger RNA, 574 nt
Organism: Ananas comosus (pineapple)
Lineage: Eukaryota; Viridiplantae; Streptophyta; Magnoliopsida; Poales; Bromeliaceae
Exons: 2
Coding region: 121-513 (130 amino acids)
Biological process (GO): photosynthesis
Cellular component (GO): membrane; photosystem II
Source: RefSeq, a predicted model, not a curated record
CUCUCUCUCUCUCGCUCUCUCGAGUCUCCACCACCCAAUAUCUCUCCCUCCCAUCUCUCUACUUCACAUUCCCCUCGCCCACUCCCCAUCUCUCCACUCUCAUCCACCACCAACCCCUCAAUGGCCUCGGCAUCGGCUCCGGCGAUCGCGUCCAUCACCGCCGCCCCGCGGAGAGCCCUCGCCGGCUCCGCGGCCUUCUUCAACCCAACGAAGCUCUCCACAGAGGCCGGAGGUUCGUACCCCCGUUAUUGCUGCUUCUGCCGCCGGCGCCGCAGCCUUGCGGUGAGCGCAUCAUCGCCGCCGUCCGGAGAGGACCGGGCGGUCGCGGGGAUGACGGCGCUGGCGCUGGCGGCGGCGCUGGUGAUCCCGGAGGUGGCGGAGGCCGCGCAGCCCGGGUUGUCGCCGUCGCUCAAGAACUUCCUGCUGAGCAUCGUCUCCGGCGGGGUCGUGCUCGGCGCGCUCGUCGGCGCCGUCAUCGGCGUCGCCAACUUUGAUCCCGUCAAGAGGGUCUGAAGACACCUCUUCCUCUCUUCAUAUAUAUAUAUAUAUAUAUAUAUAUAUAUAUAUAUAUAUA